AACACAUCCAGGCUCCAGUUACAGUGCAGCUGCGGAGGGAAGGCAGGCGAGAUACAUGAGACAAAAACAAAGAACGACUAACUGGAGAAAGAGACUCGGGUAUGAGUGCUUAUGAAGAUGAGUUAAAAAGCACACAGCAGGAGAAGUGUAGGGAAGAGGAAGGAGAGAGGGAGAGAGAGAGAGGAUGACGCUCCAGUAGAAGGUGGCUACAGUAGGCAGUGGGCGUGUUCUUGUUGUUGUGAUCUAUAGUUGGGAAGCCCGGUGUCAUCUGCUUAAGCACAGACCAACUGUACAGACCUGUGCGGACGAGCGGGGCAGAAGAAACCGGCAGGGAAUGCCAUCCCUGGACACGCACACCACACUGCUUUACCUCACUGGCACUGUGGAUUCUUUGCACCUGUGCGACACUCUGAGACAUUUUGUGCAUUUGGACAUAUCAAAGCAGAAGGAGAGACAAUCUGGGAAAGAAGAAGCAUUAGAGAGACUGAGCGCCUGGUCUGCAACUGCAAAGGGGAGUUUGAUGUGAGAGCGUUUGAGAGUGUGUGUUUGUGUCAUGCUUGCGGUUGCGGGUGCGGUCUGUUGCUACGCUGCGUCUCCCUUCUUCUGUCUCUAGCAUGUGCAGAUGUGUGGAGCAGUGAAGCUGGCACCUGGCUAGGAGUUUGGCACUAUCUGGACUGGAGGGGUCGCAUCUCCCUUUUCUGCCCAGGGGGAGGGAGUGUUGGGCCGGGCACCCAAUGGCCCAGCUCCCCUCUAGCACCAGCCUUAUCCUGGGUCACAGGGACUCCUUCUAGCAAGUCAAUCAGUUGGAACGUACAAUGGAUGGAAGUCUAUGUGGAUUUAAGUGGAUUAGUGCAUGGGUGCUCCAGCAUAGGUCAGAGUUCACUAGUGUGCACUGGACUCAUCAGGGGAAGACAGAAGACACGUUGGUCCACAAACCAGCAGGGACACAGCCCCAUUAAUGCUGUGGAAACACUUGAAGAAUGAUGAGCUCCAAAGAGGAGGAAACUCUCCGUUUUUUCCAGUAUGUUGAGGAGAAUGGGCUGAGAGCCUACAACGGCCUGGUAGCACAGAACUUGGACCACGCCAGGAAUGAGAGAAAUAGGACAUUCCUGCAGGAGAAAAACGACAAGAAGAGAAAACAGGAGGAAGCCAUAAGGAGGACAGGUGAGGACAUCGCAACUGAAGGCAAGCACUUACGAAUGGGCUCCAUCACCAUGCCGGACCCCCAGGAACGCAUGCCCAUGCCCCACCCGCACGCCCUCGCCUGCGGGCAGGGCUUCUCCGUACGCUCCCAGUCCCUCCACUCUGUCGGCGGUGGGAACAGUGGUGGCGGAGGAGAGGAGGAAGUGGGAAGCCCGACCUCUAGGAAGCAACCCCCACCCAAGCCCAGGAGGGACCCGGCCACGAAGCUGAGCAUGUCGUCUGAGGCGGUGGACCACAGUCCCACGUCCACCUGCCGCGGGGAGAGAUGUGACGCAGCUCAAGGAUGCAGUGAGGACUGCAGGAGGGUGCCGCCACCCAAACCUAAGAGGAACCCCAACACACAACUGAGUGUUUCCUUCGAUGAGUCCUACAUCAAGAGCCACGGAGGCGGCGGUGUUUGCCCCUCCAGACCCUCCCCCUGCGAACGCAACGCCUCGCCUCCACAGAGCGACGAGAGCCCUACAGACGACUGUGAAGAUGAACCAGUCUACAUAGAAAUGGGUGGGAUUGACGUCGGAGCAAGGGAACCCUUGAAGAGUGAGGAUGAGGAGCCGGGAGAGUCUGUGUACGAGGAGAUGAAGUACCCAGCUCUGGAUGAUAUGGAGUACCGCACUGACCCUGUGGGGUGUCGCUCCGCGUGCCCCACCCCGGCACCCUAUGACCCUGAACCUCUCAGUCGUUGCUCCACACCUCGAAACAUUCCACUCUGUGACAUUCCCGCACCCUUUCCCAAUCUGCUCACCCAUCGGCCUCCGCUGCUGGUGUUCCCACCGGCACCAGCCCAGUGCUCACCCAACUCGGACGAGUCUCCCCUCACCCCUCUAGAUGUAGCCAAAUUGCCCAUGCUGGAGAACCAAUCCUACAGCAAAUCUCCAACAUCCUCCACUGAGCCACCCUCCUCUGCACACAUCCGCAGGGAGCUCACUGCCACCCCAACCCUCACCGUCUCCGGCCGCUCCUCUGCACCUCCUCUACCUUGUACCCUCUACAAAUCCUCCUCCUCGACCUCCUAUCAGCGCAGCCACUCUGCUUGCCCAUCGCCAGUCAGCAUGGGCCGCUGUCUCACCCCUCUCAGCCUCAUGCGUACACCUCCCUUUGACACUCCAAUGCCAUUCCCCGGGGGUCUGCCACGGAGCGCCUCUGCCACCCCUCAUGGCAAAGGCUCGCCACCUCAAGACGGUGUGGGUCGACACCAUGGCUCUAUGCAGAAUGUGUCAACAGGGCGUUCACGGACACCAACCAGCCCACUGGACGAACUAACCAACCUGUUCACAACUGGCAGGAACAUGCUGAAGAAAAAUGCCAGCGGAAGGAAGUCGAAAGAGCCGGGAGAGACUGAGUCCAAAAGCAAGUCUCACAGCGAGUCCAAGCGCGAGGGUAAGGAGCGCCACAGCCACAGUCACAGUCACAGCAAGGAGUCCAAGCGGGACUCCAAGGAUCGCCACAGCAAAGAGUCUUCUCACCGGAGAGAUAGAGACAAAGACAAAGACAGAGACAAAGAUAAAGACAGAGACAAAGAUAAAGAUAAAGAAAGGGGGAGCAGCAAUGUAGAGCCACUGCCCCACAGACGCAACAGUAAAGACCGUACUUACAGCGGUGCAGAUGCACCACCUGUUCGCAGAGAUAGCAGGGACCAGGGCUGCAGCAGUGUGGAGCCCAUCCCAUUGAUAAGAAGAGACUCCAAGGACAGGGGGCUCAGCAAUGGUGACCUGAUGCUGAGGAGAGACAGCAAAGAUCGGGGAGGGGGCCAUGGAAUGGAGCCUUUGUUGAGACAGGACAGCAAAGACAGAGAGAGACUGCUAGAUCAGCCGCCUGAGCUGUUACCAAGACAAGACAGCAAGGAACGGGCAAGAAACGGUGUAGACUGUAGACCUGAGAGCAGAGACAGACUGCUGGAUCAGCCACCUGAACUCUUACCGCGACAGGAUAGCAAAGAGAGGGCCAGGAACGGUGUGGACUCAAAGCAUGAAAGCAGAGACAGGCCACCUGAGCUUCUCCCCCGACAAGAGAGCAAAGACAGAGCUAGAACUGGAACAGAAUACAGGCAUGACAGCAAAGACCACCGUCCUGAUUUGUUACCCCAACAGGAUAACAAAGAGAGAGCAAGAAACGACGUAGAACAUAGACAUGAAGGUAGAAUAGACCAGCCGCCUGAGAUCUUACCCCGACAAGAAACAUCCAGAAACAGCAACAGCAAGGACAGGGUGGGCUACAACACUGAAUCCAAGCAUGAAGGGAGAGAUCGGAGCUGCCACAACGGGGGAGAUCUCCCUCCUCCUCCUCUGCCCAGGCAGGACAGUAAAGACCUGAGCAGGACUGGACUCGAAGCGAGACGGGACAGCAAGGACAGAAGCCUGAAUGGCUCAGAGCAGCAUCAUUACGAUGUCAAGAGCACCAAGAGCCCGUCUGCAAUGGAGUAUAGAUGUGAUAGCAAAGAACGAGGAUACAGAUCAGAUGGCACGCCCAGACGAGACAACAGAGCCAAUUACAGCACCGAUCAAUCAAAAGCACAAGAAAGGAAUGGCAGCACAGUGUCAGGGCAGCACUCAUCCACGACGACACCUACUCACCACGGGAGAUCAUCUGGUAGCCCACCGAUGACCAUGGGAACAGGAAAUGAUCUGAAAGCAGCAGCUAAAUACGGCCGCUCACCUUCUAUGCCUGCAAACCCGUCCCCGAUGGGAACACCACAAAGGAAAGCAGCUGAGACACAUCAGAGUCAGAUGCCCCAGAUGCCAUGGAUCUGCGGAGACACCACCAUGCUGGAACAGAUCGAGAGGAAACGCACCCUCUGCAUGGAGAUCCGCUCCAGGCAACAUCCGCACCUGCAGAGGUCUCUGGAGAGGCCUCCUCCUCCGGACAGGAACGAGGAGCGGCACCAGGAGAGGAGUCAGUGCAAGCAAGAAAGUGCAUCCGUCCUCCCAGGCUGGGGGAAAAGCAGCGGGGCCAAAAAGAUCCGUCCUCCCCCUUACCCUACACAGAAAACCGUAUUCUGGGACACGGCCAUCUGA
Messenger RNA from Epinephelus fuscoguttatus (brown-marbled grouper), 4214 nucleotides. RefSeq names its product neuronal tyrosine-phosphorylated phosphoinositide-3-kinase adaptor 2b (gene nyap2b). The record is from RefSeq and is a predicted model, not a curated record. Bases 981 to 4214 code for a protein of 1077 amino acids. Gene Ontology annotation, biological process: phosphatidylinositol 3-kinase/protein kinase B signal transduction; neuron projection morphogenesis. The transcript has 7 exons. NCBI's taxonomy places the organism in Eukaryota, Metazoa, Chordata, Actinopteri, Perciformes, Serranidae.